Molecule: messenger RNA, 20709 nt
Organism: Coregonus sp. 'balchen'
Lineage: Eukaryota; Metazoa; Chordata; Actinopteri; Salmoniformes; Salmonidae
Source: the annotation of a GenBank genome assembly
AUGGAGCCGUUGAAAUGCAUGUGCUUUGCCUUCUCUUUCCUGGGGGCUUUGGCGUGUGUGUGUGUGUGUAUGUGCACGUGUGUGUGCUGCUUCUGCUGCCGUGGCUGCUGGCUGUGCUUUCCCAGAUAGCGGAGGACGCGCUCGCAAAAGCGCUGCCUUGCUACUCACCCUGUCCCCCAUGAAGCGGGUCCAGAGCGUCCCGAAUCUGGCUACAGGUACUAGCACACACACACACACCUAACACCUAAUACACACCACUAACACACACACACUUAUGUCACACACCAACAAAAAACCAACCCUUAUGCCUAACGCACAUACACAGGCCUGUACAGACGAUCAUUGAGUCACACUGAUGUUGAAGGGGGUAAGUGAAGGCCAUGCUAACAGUCAGUCAGUGCAACUUUUGACUAUAUGCAAAUAAGACAUCAUUGAGUAAAUGACUGUAACAGUUGUUAAUUUUGUUAAGAAACCAUACCAUUCUAUUGACUAGAUUCCUUGGUGGGGUUUCAUGUUCUGUCAAGACAUAAAAUGUUGUUCAAAUGUUGUAUUUUUUCUUCCACCUCAGCCCUGACAUCAUUCACUUCCUGUUGCUUUCAUUCAUCUGACUUCCUGCGACAACCCUCGUUUGUCAUCCUCCGGGACCGGCGUCCUCCUCGCUGUCUGUCACUCCGUUUCCUCUCCUUUUUCCUCUGCUAUCACUUUCUUUUCCUCCCCCUUCGUUCUCUUUUCAUUCCUCUGAGAAACUAGAUGGUUCAUGUCAGUAUCUCAGAGCUUUUGCUGUGAUUGGGUAAGACGGGGCUCUGUUCGAGUCAAGAGGGAAUUCCCAGCAUGAUUUGCAGCGGAUGUGUGCGCUGUACACGGUUGGGCGUGACUGCUAAAAAUUGUACUGUGGUGGCUCGAAACCAUGGCAACCCUGACUCAUUCUUACCAUUUCGGCUCUGAGCUUGGGUCUAGUGAGAAACAGUCAGGGAUGUUGACGUUGUGUGUUUGUCUUUUGAUUUAGAGAGUAGCAUCAAAGUUGGCCUCACUGAUACAGGGUAAGAUAUUAGGCCAUCCACUAUGACUAAAGUCAGGAUUGAGAGGUAGGAUAAUCUGAUCCUAAAUCUGUGCUUAAGGACAACUACCUUCUAUCGCAACAUCUACCAAAACACUCAUCCAGGGUCAGAUGUUAUGCCAUCCCCAUUGACUAAAGUCAGGAUUGAGAGGUACGAUAAUCUGAUCCUAGAUCUGUGGUUAAGCACAACUUCUACAUCAAACAAAAAUAUUGCUUCUGAGGGUAUUGUACAGUCUAAAGCAGGGUUCCCCAACUGGUGGCCCGCAGGCCAAAUCUGGCCCGCCAGCAAUAUUAUUUGGCCCCCCAAAGCCCCCCAAAUUAAUUAUUAUUGAUGCAAAAACUCCUAAAUGCAAUGUCCCAAGAAGGAAGUUACUCUACCUAAAUAAUGCAAAAGUUACAUUUUAACUUCAUGCAUGAGGAGAGAGAAUGCAGGAGACAGUCAACUAAUAAAGCAGGCAGCGGACCAUUUUGUGGUGCUGAAACGUAAAGCUGCAACCGCAGCGCAAUCAAUAGGUGAACAGCGCCUGGUGCUGAAAAUAUAGCUAACUUGUUAUGCAAGUGUUGCACAGCAACAGAUGGAGAAAAACUACACCAGUCAAGUAAUUCAUUUCAACAAUAAGCUUCAUUUUAAAAAGUUAACUAGCUGAGGAAGGCUAUGAGGCUUAACAUAAUAAUCUUAAUCUUAAUCUUUCACAAUAAAAAAUAUAUGGCCUAAAAUAAGUGAUAUUUUUUAUUAGGCCUACUUACAAUUGCAACUGGACAAAAAUGUAGCAUCCUACAUAAAACAAUAAUUUAAAGUAAAAAAGGCGACGUCUCUGUCAAUGUCUGUAUCAGGAUAUCCUGCUCCUGUAACGACAGAACACACAGAAAAUACUGUCAGCUUGAAACAUAAAUAUCCCUGGAUAAGCACUCAUAAUAAUGUUAGUAUUUACUAAAUACAGUCAUAUAGGCCACUAAGUUACUUACUCAAUGUGAAAAGUUGCAAUUCCCUUUGGACACGAUCUUGUGGAUGUCGGGUGAGAUGGAUGUGAUUUUGAUGCACAGGCAGUUCUUGAUUGACUUGUGUGAAAGCCGGUUCCUGUGGUGAGUCUAUAUUGCGUUCAUAGAGGAAAAUGAGGACUCGUAGGUGUAAGUCGAUCCAAACAUUGUUGGCACAUAAAAUGCUAGUUUCUUUAUUGUGCUGUAUUCCUCUGAGCAUGCCACCCAAAACACACACAAGGACUCGGCAUCCCUGAUUUGGCUCGACGUCUGGAAUUCAAUCAGCUCAGUUUGAAUUGCAGCCUCAUCCAGCAAGGGUAUCGUUUUCUUAGCAAGGGAGGAUAAUUCUCCGCCUGGGCGGACUGUGAGAGGAUCACUACAAACGCAAUGAUAUCCUUGGGCAUGCUGUAGUCUUCAAAUCUGGUGGAGAAGUUGUCCCUCAGCUGCUUGUUGUCCCAUCACCUCUGUGACAAUGCUGCGGCCUGGUCCCUCUGCCUGUCCUUUCUUCAGUGUGCUGAAGUUCAGUAGCCUUCCAGAUGACAAGUCCAAAUCGAACAACUCAAGCUUCCUAGUAAAGGCCUCAAGUUGUUCCACCAUGUCCACGACUGUUUUCCCUCUUCCUUGUAACUGCAGAUUUAACCCGUUUAAGUGACAGAAUGUCAGCCAAAAAAGCUGUGUGUGUAACUUGCAGUUAACGCUUCAAUGUUUCUGCGUCGGGCCUCUGUCUGGGGCCACUUUGAAAGUUCCAUGCUUAGAUUCAUAAUGACGUCUGAGAUUGAAUUCUUUGCAAACAGCAACAUUUUCAUUGCAAAUAAGGAACACUGGCUUGGCUUUGGGAAAAGAUGGUAAGAUGAACGCAUGUCUCUCUGUACGUUCUUCCAUGAAACUUUGAUUUUCAUUACCACCUUUCUUUUGAUACUUUUUGAGAGCGACAUUUUCUCUUGCUAUCAAGCUAAUUGUUCUGAACGAAUGUUGACGUUAAAAAAAGUAGUGUAGCCUACAGUAGGCUAUGUAUACCUGUUUUCCCCCACCAAUCAACACACAGAGAAAUAGAAAACAAUUACAAUUGAAUAGAGACAUGGUGAUUUUAGGAGCGUAAUCAGAUCGAAAUUAUUAUGUUAUUGUCUCUGGAUUUAUAAUGUACUAAUCAGAUGUGUUAAAAAUGUUGUUCAAUUUGUAGUGUAGGUCAAUUAAUUGUGCUAAUAUUAUAUGCUAAUGAUGUUCUGACCUGCCGAACGUAGUUCACGAACCCUGGUCUAAAGGGUGUGGUGCACUAGCAUUAAAGUUGGCCUUAAUCACUGAUACAGGAUCAGAUAUUAUGCCAUCCCCUAUGACUAAAGCCAGGAUUGAGAGAUACAGUAAUCUGAUCCUAAAUCUGUGGUUAACAUUUUACAUUUUAGUCAUUUAGCAGACGCUCUUAUCCAGAGCGACUUACAGUUAGUGAGUGCAUACAUUUUUCAUACUGGCCCCCCGUGGGAAACGAACCCACAACCCUGGCGUUGCAAGCGCCAUGCUCUACCAACUGAGCUACACGGGGCCCAGCACAACUUCUACCUCAAAUCUGCUGUAUAGAACAAGUUGACAGAUUCAAGUGCGGUCUGCCUCAGGCUGUUCAUUUUAGGAACCCAGCUAGUGCUUAAUGGGGGGGUGAAACCACAUGACAGGACAAUUUAGCGUUUUAAUUUCCACGCCGUCAAAAGUAAUAGACCACUCCCCCCUGUUGGUCAUGGGUAAAGCAGUGAAACAACUCCCCCGAAACAAAAAUAUAAGGCAGCGACGGCUUCGCACACAGCGGCAUCAGCUAUUAACGACAUAUCCUGUCAACGCCGAAUAUCUCCGGUUACCCAGAAUUCCCUGGGUGAUGGCGGGCAGCGGGCGAGUGCUAUUAAGCCGUGCCAGGGAUAUAAAAACAUACUCCGCGCCUCAUGAAAUGUCCAACGCUCGUUCCGGCUACACACACACACACACACACACACACACAUACACACACUUCAAUUCCCCAACCCCGACUGUCUCAUCCCCCUUUUAAUGUAUUUACGAUAUCAGUUUAAGAAGUAGGAGAGAGCUAACUUAGCCAAGCCUCCAUAGUUUCUAUUUCCUUUUUUUUAUGACUUUGUUUUGGCUUCUCUGUCAUCAAUUCCCACUGCUGCACACUCCAAAGCCAGCUAUAGUCAAACCUAUUGGGUUUGAAAUAGAUGCAUUCCACAUAGUUAGGCUGAUGUACUGCAUGUAUGUGUUCAGUAGACUCCCCCAACAACAAACCUCUCAUCUUCUAUAGUAGCGUUUCCUAAACCUUUCAUUGGGUACCCCCAGUUCCACUUAUUUGAUCUAUUCCAGUGCCACACCUGAUUCAGCUGGUGUGGUAAUUAGUGUAGUCAGCUGUGCUAGAAGACAAAAACAUAUCAUAUACCAUCAUAUGUCAGUACGCAGCUUGGCUAUAUCUAUAUAGUCAAUAUUGUGUUCUUUGAUAAAAGAAAUUUAGCGACUGCAAUGAUUUAUUUGGGUAGCUAUACAUUUUUAUAUCAGUUAUCCCGUGUUACGUUGUUUUGAGCCCCAUUGCGUGUCUCUAGCUGGUUAGCUGCAGUAUGGCCUCAUACCUCUAAUACUAGGUUUAUAAUCUCUAUUCUAUUUGACACUGAUCCCCUUGAGUGACAAUAGAGUUAAUAUCAGUUGGGAUAUGUGGACGGUAACACAGGGUCAUGUUCAAAACGUUUUGCAAUGGAAAGACAAGCAUUUCUUAUUGGACAAGUUCAGGUGGUAUCUCCCCGUUUCACUCUGAUUUGUUACGUUUGGUGCUGAAUGAACAUGACCCUGGUUUCCAUCUCUCUUGUGUGCCCUGUGUCAUAAUGUCCUGGCUUUGUGUCUCGGCUCUAUUGGCUUUUGUAAGGGCUGCGUUCAGAAGGGCACAACGUUGCGGAACGUUCAGAUGAGAAUAGAUUGUGUAGAACAGACAUGCCUCUGACAGCCCUCCAUAUUAACUGUAUCCCUUCUAUGUAUUUCUGAAUUGUCCCUUUUUCCUUCCCUAAAUGUUUCUCUCCCCCUCUUUCAGCAGUCUGUCUCAUUAAUUUCAGAACAUAUCCAAGCCCCUGGAUAUGUAUUCGGGCUACUGAAACCACCAUUCAAAUGUCUCUUCUGCUGCAUAUUGAUGAUGAUCCUGCAUCUAGAUAUGCAUACCAAAAGUCACAUGUUAAUGUGCGUUUCUUUUCUCCUCACAGGGAGUGAGUCUCACUCGUCAGAUUCAGGUAACUACAGUUCAAUGUCUUAUCUUGAUACAAUGCGCACAUCCAAUUUAUCUUGGACUAUAAGCUGUGAAAAGGAAUACAUCAUGUGUUGGCAUCAAGGGGUCUAGUUGUUAUGUAAGGCCUGUCGCCUAUAAUUGUGUUAUGAGAUGUGUGACUGUGACCUGUAAUUGUGUGUGUGGCCCUGUGUGUGUUCCAGAUGCUUGGAGGUCGUGCAGCACCGAUGGCCUAAGGAACGGCGACGACAUCAGUUCCUCCCUGGCCGCCAAGGGCUUCCGCAGCGUCAGGCCCAACCUGCAAGACAAGAAGUCCCCCACACAGGUGAAUAUACACACACACACACACACACACACACACACACACACACACACACUGUGCAUUGUUGAAUUCCUAUACAGCAUUUUAAUGUGUUUAAUCAGUUUAACCAGAGUAUUCACACCACACUGAUUGAGUUCAGUUGCAAAGCUAUCAUUGUUGAAUCCGUAGUAUUAAAGCAGUGUGAAUCGUUCUUGAUCAGGAAGUUUAUAAUGUGAAUAAAUCCUACAUUCCUUCAGCACCAGUGCCUCCAGAGAAUUUCCCCUGUCAAGUUUUUCUGUUGAUUCAAGUUGAUAUGUUUAUGUUGUUUUCCAGCAGCUAUCAAGAGCCUAAUGAAAGAUUCCUUUCCUCCCCCAGAGCCGUGCGUGUGUGUGCAGUGUGUGUGUGUGCGGUGUUUAUGCGUCAUUUUGGGACAAUAAACGCAGCAAGGAAGCAGUCCGCGCCACACAUCUCUUCAAUCUUCUAAAAUGAUCUUUAUUUGAUUCCAGGCCACAUUUUUAUGACGUUGGGUUUUAAAGUGGAAAAUAAAUCACACCACAACCUCAUAAAAUGUUUACAACGUAGAGAAACCCCCCCAAUAUAUAUUCCGGUCAAGGGUGUAUUGUUCUUGUAUUAUACUUUGGACUGGAUUUAGUCUGUCUCAUAUCAUGAUUACUGAUUUAAUGUAUUUAUUUAUUUAUAUCUUUCCAUUGAUUAACAAUGUUGUUUGUUGCUAUUUUCAUUCUCUGAUUCUAAUUGGCUGCCCAGGCUGUCAAUCAGGUCCCCCUCCCGCCCCCUAGGAGAGAGAGCUACCCCUUCCCCGCCACUGGUGCUAUCCCCCCCUCCUACAGCUCCCUCCUAGCCGAGACCCUUGGACCCGGGAUGCUAGCCCUCUCCAACGAGAAGGCCGUCCUCAAAGAGUCUUACACAGUCAAGAGCACAUCUUCUUACUCCCACUACCAGAGUACUACCAACACUUCUGCACCCCAAUCUGAACCAGAACCCAACCCCCAGCCCCCACAAACAAACCCUCAGUCCCCCCUCGCCAUCCCCAAUAACACCAGCAACGUCAAAGCCUCCACUGCUACUCCCUCCACCACCACCCAGCUUCAGGCUGCAGAGCGCAAGGUGUCCUCCCUCAGACUAACCCCCGUCACCAUCCCUGAUCCUCCCUCCCACCAACCCGUCCCCCAGCCUGAGACUCUCACCACCUCCCCUCCUCCCCCAAACCUUCCCCCCCGUAGAGACUCCUCCAUUGGCCCCCAAAGCCAGCACACAGCCUCCCUCUCCGUCCAGAUGGCCCCGCGGAGCCCCAAACCACCGGGGUCCAAGACCCCUACCCUGGAGCCCAAGACCCCAGCCCCAGCUUCUGUCCCUGGGGAGGGCAGGAAGGUGAAGGCCUCCCCUCCAGUUCCACCUCGACCGGCCGCAGCGAAUGUGGUGGUACUAUAACUGAGUUCCAGUUUCCUAAUCAACCUCUGUCAGUUCUUCUUCAACAGCACCACUGUGGUUGGUCAGGCACAACCAACCAACCAGACUAACUGGGAUUGUGUGCGUGUGUUUGUGCGUUUGUCAGAGGGAUGGCCAGAUUUAGAAGCACAGUGUGUUUUGUUCAGUGUCCAACAUCUUCAAACACCGUGAUUGCACUAAUCCAAUCUCUUACCCCACAGUGAAGGUAACACCAGUCUGCACACUAUAAUGCAGUGUGACAAAACACCACAUAAUUUCUUGUCUCACACCGUUUCACUUCCUGUCCUGUUUGGACCACCCAACCAUGCACAGCCGCAUCAGUUUAAAUUCUCUCCCCCUCCCUUUCUUCCUCCUCUAUAACCCCCUUCCAUCCUACCAGGGCUCGCCUCCUCACCCCUGCUCCCCCGACCACAGCACCCGGCGCUCCCCUUACAACCGCCACAGCGCCGACUCACUGGACUACCUGGUUGGCCUCAAAGCCCUGUCGCCCACCCCGUACGCCCCGUCCCCAUACGCCACCUUGGAGCGUGGCGGGGGGGACCGAAUGUAUAAAAUUGGCGUAGUCGGCGGGGUCAGCAUUAGCAUGGUUAGUGCUGGUGGAAGUAUCGGUGGUAUGGGGGGCAUGUCACCCUCGCUCUCCCCAGUGACAGUGUCAGCGCUCAGCCAAUACUCGUCCUCCACUGCGGGCCUCCUGGAAGAGCUCCAGAUCUGCAGCCUGGACUCCCCCGGCGGGUCUCCCACACCCUCGCCCACCCUCAGCCACAUGUCGACCUCCGCGUCCACCACGGACACCGACGAGGCGCCGCCGCUAACCUCCACCACCGCUGCUGCCACUAACGUAACUAUCCCCCCCCCCCCCCCCCCCCCACAACGUCGCUAACUACUGGCUACACCAAGGAAGCUUGAGUCCCCCCAACCCCCAAAACUCUUACCACACCCAAACAAUACAGUGUUCACAAGCUCCUCCAACUAAUCCACUCACCCGUCUUGAGUGAAGCGCUCUUGUAUGCCCUACCCCCCGUGUCCCACUGUCAUAACAUCUCCCUUCGCACUCUUCUGAUUAUUUAGUCUAACAACGUCUUUAUGCACCAUGAUCCCACCUUCGUAACGUGUCUUUUUUGUGUGUUUCUCACAUACCAAAAUGUGAGGAUUUGUCCAACUGUCAUUAACUCUUAGGUACAACAACUUCUUUCCUAUGUCUGUUCAAUAGUUUAUUUCAUUGUGGGAGUUUUGAUUGAAAGACCCACAAUGUGACAAUGAUGUGACACUGUCUUUUACGUGUGCACUGUGUCAUUUCUAACCAAUAAUGAAAUCCCUGAUUGAAAUAAGUCCAUGUUGUUUGCUGACUUCCAACUACUCAACAGGUGUCUUCCUUUUAACUAACCUGUUAUGUUUUCUCUGAUGCAGCACAAUUUUCCAAUACAGUCUGUUGCACUCCUCUCAUAACAAUCAGAUUGACCUAGAUCACUUUGGUCCUUACUAUCUACUCGUAAAGCCAUUUUAGUCUUACUGGUAACCUAUUCUUAUAACAGAGAUAAAUUCUUAGUACAGAGUCUUUGAUUGUUAACCAACUGAUAACAUUAUGUGGGUGUCUGUCCCAUCAGUUUUGACCACUAUAAACGUUGUUUCUUGCAAAUGGAGUGCACUGUUUUACCCUCUGGUUCUGAUGUCUCCCCCCCCCUCUCUCUUUCUCUCUCCUUCUCUUUUCUCCCUCUUUUUCUCUCCCUCUUCAUCUCUCCCUCUUCUUCUCUCCCUCUACUCCCCUCGCUCUCUCUUUCUCUCGCUCUGUCUCCUCCAGGGCCAAGCUAUUCAAGUGGCCAUGAAUGGAGGUGCGCCCCACCCCCAGAGGCCCUCCUCACCCCCGGCCUACCCCCCUCUCCCCGCCUCGUUCAGCCCAGGGGUGGUUCACAUGCAGAGUCGGAGCGCAGGUGAGAGCAGAGAUCCCGACCGUGUCAGCCUGGGCUGAUUUUUGAAUUUUUGUUGACUUGUGUAAGCAGGCAGUUGCCCUGCUGUGAAUCACAAUGGCAUAUUAAUGAGUCUACGUUUAACAAAAUAAUGUGCACAGAAUAAGGCUUGACCAUUUUUGUCCCGAGUCAACCACUACAUAACCAAGCACUCUAACGCUAAGAGCGAUCCUGAACCACAAUGUACGCCUCCACACAAAGUAAGCCAAUUGAUUACCGGUAUUCAGGUUUCUAUGAAUACGUGUCAUCACACCACUGUGGUGAUUUACUUCAACCCAUACUUUCCCUUUGUUCUGAUGUUGAUCCCCUCAGUAUUACUACCGCCCAGAGAUAAUGGCUCUUUAAUGCACUUCUCUAGUUAGUUGAUGUAAUGGGACUAUUUGCACCAUUUGAGGUUUGCAGGAUAUGAUGUAUUUACAACCAUUAGAGGCAGACGGGACCUAAUCGAUAGGGGAACGCAAUGGAAAAUGAAUUGCUGACAAAGUGGACCUGGCAGUGGGAAUAUGCUUAGUGGCGCAUAACUCGCAUCAGUGUUGCACAGCCCUACAUUUACUUUGAUGAACUGUAUAUACUGUAUACACACUGAGUGUACAAAACAUUAGGAACACCUGCUCUUUCCAUGACAGAGACUAACCAGGUGACAGCUAUGAUCCCUUAUUGAUGUCACUUGUUAAAUUCACUUCAAUCAGUGUAGCUGAUGGGGAGGAGACGGGUUAAAGAAGGAUUUCUAAGCCUGGAGACUAUUGAGACAUGGAUUGUGUAUGUGUGCAAUUCAGAGGGUGAAUGGGCAAGACAAAAGAUGUAUAUGCCUUUAAACGGGGUAUGGUAGUAGGUGCCAGGCAUACCGGUCUGAGUGUGUCAAGAACUGCAACGCUGCUGGGUUUUUCACGCUCAACAGUUUCCCGUGUGUAUCAAGAAUGGUCCACCACCCAAAGGACAUCCAGCCAACUUGACACAACUGUGGGAAGCAUUGGAGUCAGCAUAGGCCAGCAUCCUUGUGGAACAUUUUUGACACAUUGUAGAGUCCAUGCCUCGACAAAUUGAGGCUGUUCUGAGGUCACAACAGGGUGCAGGUCAAUAUUAGGAAGGUGUUCCUAAUGUUUUGUACACUCAGUGUAUAUCUCUAAUAAACUGCUUCCCUACUACUGUGAAGUGCUUGGCCAACCGACAUUGUGGAUAAGAGUGUGUGUGCGUGUGUGUGCGUGUGUGUGUGUGUAUGAGAUAGAGAAUGUGAUAUGGAGAGACUGUGUACCUUUGUGUGUUUUCUGGGCCAGCCCAUCCAAAUCACUCACAUCAGUUUACUGUCUUAACUUCCUUCUCUUCCUUCCUCCUUCCCUCUAUUCAUCCCUUUUCCCCCUCUCUCCUCCUCCACACACUACACACACACACACACACUACACACACACCAUACAGAAGGUUCAGAGUCGGUGACGCGUGAGUCGGUGACGUCGGGCCACACCAGCGUGAGCAGCACGGUGCCCAUCGCCCGCUUUUCAGAGGAGGAGAAGCGGGUGUCUGUCAUCAAGGCGCCCCACUACGAGGGCAUCGGCCCCGUGGAUGACACGGGCAUCCCUAUCGCCAUUCGCACGGUGAGGAGAGGACACACAUGCAUGUACACGCAGUCAGACACGCGACAAGACAAGUGAAAAAACUCUUUGGACACGUACUUUAAGAACACAUUUUAAGAAGGCUUAAAAGUUCUGUUUCAUUUUAAGUGGGAUGAAUUUGGCUACAGAACAGUAAGCCUAUAUUUCCCACAUGGCACUCUAUUCCCUUUAUAGUGCACUACAUUUGACCAGAGCCCUAUGUAGCCUGGCCAAAAGUAGUGCACUAUAUAGGGAAUAGGGUGCCAUUUGCGAUGCACCCAAUGUGUGUUGUGGAGUUUCAUGACUCACCAUUGUGUUUUUCUUUGGGAAAUGUGGAGUACCUCUGGCCCUGACUAGCCUUGUCUGCUGUCUGAUAUGUGAGCAGGGCCCAGUGGGAGGAAUGCUUUUGAGAUGUCAGCAGCUUUAGACCCCUUAUUCAGAGCCCUUUCUCUCUCUCUCUCCUCUCUCUCUCUCUCUCUCUGUCUCUGUCUCUGUCUCUGUCUCUGUCUCUGUCUCUGUCUCUGUCUCUGUCUCUGUCUCUGUCUCUGUCUCUGUCUCUCUCUCUGUCUCUGUCUCUGUCUCUGUCUGUCUCUCUCUCUGUCUCUCUCUCUCUCUCUCUCUGUCUCUCUCUCUGUCUCUCUCUCUCUCUCUCUCUCUCUGUCUCUCUGUCUCUGUCUCUGUCUCUGUCUCUGUCUCUGUCUCUCUGUCUGUCCGCCAGCUGUAAUUAGGGACUUAGUCAAAGUCCUCGUUAUUGUACUACAGGGCCAUGAGCAGCCUUUCUCUCUCUCUGUGUAUGUGUACCCCCAUCUGAGUGUGUCUGUGUAUGUAUCUCAGCCGUGUAUAAGAGUCCUUCAGACACUCGUCCUCGCUCUGUUGAGAGGCUGAGAGAGCAUGGAUACUGGGGGAGUAGGAGAGAGAGAGAGAUAUAUAUAUAUAUAUAUAUAUAUAUAUAUAUAUAUAUAUAUAUAUAUAUAUAUAUAUAUAUAUAUAUAUAUAGAAAAGCGCGAGAUAGUUGCGCUGUGCUGUGUGCACUCACUGAGAAUUUUUCUGGCUCCUCACGCUGGUAGCCAUGGUAUUAGCGGGGGUGAUUGGCAUUGUGGUGGCCAGGCUCGGGCCAUCUGGGUACGUCUGGUCAAGCACACACACACUCUGGACUGAAAACGGACACUUUUCUGCCUAGUCAGGUCACCGUGGGGGUCAGUGUUAUCGACUGGCCAAGAGAUGAACUUCCCCUGUCAGCCGAUGACACGACUGAGUGUGUGUGUGUGUGUGGGAGUGUGUGUGUGUGACAAACAAAAACACGUGGCUAUGGACACAGACUUUUCUUUGCACAUGUCCUGUCCAUCUAUUCGUCUAUCGAUCCGUCUGUCUGCCUCUCUGUCCGCCCAUCUGUCUGUCUAUGUGUCCGUCUGUCCGUAGCCUACAUUGAUUUAUGAUUGUUUUCUCUCUCCCCACAGACGGUGGAUAGGCCGAAGGACUGGUACAAGACCAUGUUCAAGCAGAUCCACAUGGUUCACAAAGCAGGUGGGGAGAUCUACAGUAGACUGGAGACAGUACAGCGUGUCAUUGGACGAGACGGGUGUUAUUGCAGUGUGUACGAUCAAAUCACAUUUUAUUUGUCCCAUGCGCCGAAUACAACAGGUGUAGACUAUACCGUGAAAUGCUUACUUACGGUCUGUCAUUCCUUGCUGUUCACCAAGAUGGGUCACACUCCUGGGCUGUGUGUGUGUGUGUGUGUGCGUGCGUGCAUUAUGUAUGUACACUAUAUAUACAAAAGUAUGUGGAAACCCUUCAAAUUAGUGGAUUCGGCUAUUUCAGCCACACCCGUUGCUAACAGGUGUAUAAAAUCGAGCACACAGCCAUGCAAUCUCCAUAGACAAACAUUGGCAGUAGAAUGGCCUUACUGAAGAGCUCAGUGACAUUCAACGUGGCACCAUAAUAGGAUGCCACCUUUCCAACAAGUCAGUUCGUCAAAUUUCUGCCCUGCUAGAGCUGCCCCGGUAAGCUGUAAGUGCUGUUAUUGUGAAGUGGAAACGUCUAGGAGCAACAACGGCUUAGCCGCGAGGUGGUAGGCCACACAAGCUCACAGAACGGGACCGUAUAUUGCUGUAGCUUGUAAAAAUAGUCUGUCCUCGAUUGAAACACUUUCUACCGAGUUCCAAACUACCUCUGGAAGCAACGUCAGCACAUGAACUAUUCAUCAGGACCUUCAUGAAAUGGAUUUCCAUGGCCGAGCAACCGCAAACAAGCCUAAGAUCACCAUGAGCAAUGCCAAGCUUCGGCUGGAGUGGUGUAAAGCUCACCGCCAUUGGACUCUGAAGCAGUGGAAAUGCGUUCUCUGGAGUGAUGAAUCAUGCUUCACCAUCUGGCAGUCCGACGGACGACUCUGGGUUUGGCGGGUGCCAGGAGAACGCUACCUGCCCCAAUGCAUAGUGCCAACUGUACAGUUUGGUGGAGGAGGAAUAAUGGUAGGGAGGUGUUUUUCAUGGUUCGGGCUAGGCCCCUUAGUUCCAGUGAAGGGAAAUCUUAGCCCUGCAGCAUACAAUUACAUUCUAGACGAUCCUGUGCUUCCAGCUUUGUGGCAACAGUUUGGGGAAGGCCCUUUCCUGUUUCAGCAUGACAAUGCCCCCUGACCUCAACCCCAUCCAACACCUUUGGGAUGAAUUGGAACGCCGACUGCAAGCUAGGCCUAAUCGCCCAACAUCAGUGCCCGACCUCACUAAUGCUCUUGUGCUGAAUGGAAGCAAUUCCCCGCAGCAAUGUUCCAACAUCUAGUGGAAAGCCUUCCCAGAAGAGUGGACCAAGCCCAUAUUAAUGGCCAUGAUUUUGGAAUGAGGCAUCUACAUACUUUUGGUCAUGUAGUGUAUGGAUGGACAUGCAUGUGUUGUGUGUGGGUUUCUCUGUGCCAGCCGUGUGUGUGUGUGUGUGUGUGUGUGUGUGAGAGAGAGAGAGAGAGAUCGAUCAAACCUACAGAUGCACUGCAGCGAUCUCUGCGCCGCUUCACAUAGUCAAUACAAGGCAUAUUUAUUCUUAACAACGCACACACACAGCUUACUGUACUUCUCAAAGGAUAACAUCAAUAGUCAGCCCUUCGUUCUCCUGGGUCCUUAUUCGUUGAUCUUCAGUAUUCACCCUGCUGAUAAACUACCUACAGAGCCUUUGUUUGCCCACUGAGGUUUUCCCUGAGACAGGCAGAAUAUUUCUGCAGUGAUGGCGGUAGGGAAUCUGUAUGUGUGUGCACAAAUGGAUGCAGGGAAAAGGGUGCUGUCAGCAGGGUGGGUGUGUUCUGCUCACGUUCUUCCAUGUUUCUACAGAUGACGACUACGCCGACACGUACAACGCCACAUACACUGUCGACGGUAACCACGGUAAGAGUCUCGAAGAUCUCUUCUUGAAGAUUCAAAUGUAUGCUAGUGGUUGGUCACGUUGUCCUGUGUUCAAGAACAAUGAAAACACCUGACUCGCAAGAGUACUUUGUUUACCACCCCCUUCUCCCUCUUUCUUUUCACUCUUUCUGUCUCUAUCUCUCUUUUUUUUCCCCCUCCCCAUCCUCUGUCUCUCUCUCUCUCUCUCUCUCUCUCGUUCUCUUUUCCCUCCCCAUUCUCUGUCUCUCUCUCUCUCUCUCUCGUUUCCCUCUUUCUCCCCUUCACCCCUAGACACAUAUGGUCAGUCCUCCAACCCCACCAUGGCCUACCCUCCCCCCAGGACACAAACGUACCGGCCCCUGGCCAAGAGCCCGUCGGACAACAGAGGCCCCGGGACCUUCAGGGAGCCCUCCCCCGUGCCACCGCCGCCCCCGCCCAUGCCCUCCCUCCUCCAGCUGAGGUCCAGAGACAGCGACCGGGAGCGAGACUCGCCCGACACCAUGUAAGACACAGCGGUCUGGUUUUCUUUCGCUUGGUCCAAGACCCACGGCUAGUUAGUCUGCAUCUUAGGCUUAGACUUAGGCCUAGUCUGCAAUGUAAAACAUAGGCCUUGGACCUAGACCUAGUCUUAGUCCUUACGUAGGCCUAGUCCCCCUGAGACCCUCACCUUAGGGGAUACCUUAGCUCUAGAACCUAGACCUAGGCUAGCGUCAUGCCUUUGGCAGCACCUUAAACUUGGACCAAGAUCACACUGAUGUCUUUUUUUCAUUUUUUUUUUUCUCACCAGGAAUCAGUGGGGCCCUCCCGAUAGGAAAGUGGACACUAGAAAGUACCGCGCCGAACCCCGGAGUAUCUUUGAGUACGAGCCCGGGAAGUCAUCCAUUCUGGAGCAGGAGAGGCCGGUGAGUGGCCAUAAGCACAUCUCUGUCACUUUUAUAUUGGCCUACAUCAGGGUGUCAAACUCAGUUCCUGGAGGGCCAUGUAUUUGCUGGUUUUUAUUACUUCCUUUCAAUUGGUGUCCAAGUAGACUGCCGGAAAUAGAUAAAUUCAUCCGACAACCAGGUGAGGGGAGUUCCUAACUAACAAUGGUCUUAAUUGAUCAAUCAAGUACAAGGGAGGAGCGGAAACCCGCUGACAGUCGGCCCUCCAGGAAUUGAGUUUGACACCCCUGGCCUACAUUGUCAUUAUCCAAGUCAUUUAAAACUCCAUUACCCAUAAUCACCCUGUAAUCUACAGCCUCCUUGGUUCCUAAUAAGCGAGUGAUCUUCAACUCUCAGUCCUGGAGAGCUAAAUGGAGGUGCAGGCUUUUGUUCCCGCCCAGCACGAAUACACCCGAUUCCAGAUAUUAAGGUCCAGAGUGAAUAAGAGGUGUGUUUAGAGCUGGAUUGGAACAAAACCCUCUACACACAAAGGCUCUGUCUACAGGAACAGAGUUGGAGACCCCUGAUCUAUGCUCUAGGAAGAAGCCUUUAGAGGUACCUCAGCCAUUAUGGGGAUAAACACAUUUCUAUUACGUGUUCUGAACUGGUCUAACUGACUGACUGACUGCUAUUUUGGGCUGAUAUGCUUGUUAAGGUUGAGUAGGAAAGCAAUUAUAUAAUAGUGGUAUUUUUAAGCCCAAGGGGGGAUGUAUCCUCGAAGGCGUAUUUUUAGAAAGGUAAUGGCCUUUGAAUAUUAAUAAUAUAGAUGCUCUGUUAGUGAACUUCUGUUUCGUAUUAAUGUGAAUUCUGAAAUUGGUCAUAAAACUAAUUUAAGAAUAUGAAUGUCCCAUGUGCUUUAUAUUUAUAUAAAGUGCAUUCGGAAAGUAGUCAGACUCCUUGACUUUUUCCACAUUUUGUUACGUUACAGCCUUAUUCUAAAAUUUAUUAAAUUACUUUUUUUUCCUCAUCAAUCUACACACAAUACCCCAUAAUGACAAGGAAAGGCACACACCUGUCUAUAUAAGGUCCCACAGUUGACAGUACAUGUCAGAGCAAAAACCAAGCCAUGAGGUCGAAGGAAUUGUCUGUAGAGCUCCGAGACAGGAUUGUGUCGAGGCACAGAUCUGGGGAAGGGUACCAAAAAAUGUCUGCAGCAUUGAAGGUCCCCAAGAACAUAGUGGCCUCCAUCAUUCUUAAAUGGAAGAAGUUUGGAACCACCAAGACUUCCUAGAGCUGGCCGCUCAGCCAAACUGAGCAAUCGGUGGAGAAGGGCCUUGGUCAGGGAGGUGACCAAGGACCAGGUGGUCACUCUGGCAGAGCUCCAGAGUUCCUCUGUGGAGAUGGGAGAACCUUCCAGAAGGACAACCUUUAUGGUAGAGUGGCCAGACGGAAGCCACUCCUCAGUAAAAGGCACAUGACUGCCGGCUUGUAGUUUGCCAAAAGGCACCUAAAGGAAUCUCAGACUAUGAGAAACCAGAUUCUCUGGUCUGAUGAAACCAAGAUUGAACUCUUUGGCCUGAAUGCCAAGCAUCACGUCUGGAGGAAACCUGGCACCAUACCUACGGUGAAGCAUGGUGGUGGCAUCAUGCUGUGGGGAUGUUUUUCAGGGGCAGGGACUGGGAGACUAGUCAGGAUUGAGGGAAAGAUUAACGGAGCAAAGUACAGAGAGAUCCUUGAUGAAAACCUGCUCCAGAGCGCUCAGUACCACAGACUGGGGCGAAGGUUCACCUUCCAACAGGACAACGACCCUAAGCACACAGCCAAGACAAUGCAGGAGUGACUUCGGGACAAGUCUCUAAAUGUCCUUGAGUGGCCCAGCCAGAGCCCGGACUUGAACCCGAUCGAACAUCUCUGGAAACACCUGAAAAUAGCUGUGCAGCGACGCUCCCCAUCCAACCUGACAUACCUUGAGAGGAUUUGCAGAGAAGAAUGGGAGAAACUCCCCAAAUACAGGUGUGCCAAGCUUGUAGCAUCAUACCCAAGAAGACUCGAAGCUGUAAUUGCUGCCGAAGGUGCUUCAACAAAGUACUCAGUAAAGUGUCUGAAUACUUAUGUAAAUGUGAUAUUGCUGUUUUUGCUUUUGGGGUAUUGUGUGUAGAUGUAUUAUUAUAUUUAAUGUUUUUAUUCAUUUAAGAAUAAGGCUGUAACGUAACAAAAUGUGGAAAAAGUCAAGGGGUUCUGAAUACUUUCAAAAUGCACUGUAGGCCUACAAGCAAGCUUAUAUUUUUAUUUCCAUAAAGUGUACCCAUUUUAAUUUAUUAAACGGACGGUGUUCGCUCCUUUUAAAUGGUUUCCGUUUCACGCAAUCACCUUUCUGAUGCAGUCAAAACUGAAGCAGAGGUUUUGUGUUGUGGUGUUGUGCCCAAAUAAAGCAAUUGUAUAGUCUAAAAGCAAGGGGAAAUAAUGUCUAUAUGCUUUUUACAGUGGAGAUCAAGUUAAUGAAUUGGCUGACUGAGCUGAUGGGACAGCGGAACAGAAAACAAGAUGCCCAUUUAUGCGUCAAACGCUUACCCGUGCUAAACUGCUUUUUUAGAAUGGCUUAGAACGCAUCUCAACCAAUCACAAUUUUUGUUUUGACCAACCCGUUGUAGAAUAUAAUUGAAAUAUAAUUUACUUUCUAUAGUGUUUCCUUAUAAAGCGUUUCAGUGACCUUACAAAAAAAAAGGGUUGGGAUCUUUUCACUCCCUAUCUGUCUCAACGUCACCCAUUGUAUUGGCGAGGCUGGGGUUAUUUGCUACAUGGAAUUGAAGGAAAGAGGUGAGGUGGGGGAUAGUUGUGUAUCGUAUGAGCUAUAUUGGUAUUGGCUAGGCUAGGACUGGCCAACCCUCCUCCUGGAGAGCCUGUCACUAUUCAGGGUUUUGCUCCAACCCUGUUGUAACCCACCUGAUUUUGCUAGUUAAGAUUCGGUUUGGAGCGACAGCUUGCAGGAGGGUAGCUGGGGGGGGGGGGGUGAAAGAGGGACAACUCUUCUGAAGUUAAGGACAUUGUUUAGCUGAAAGCAGUCAAAAACGUUUAAUUUCUGCAAUCAUAAACGUGAUUUUCCUGUGAUUUUAUAUAUUUCCACACUAUGAGGUUGAAAUAAAACGGUGAAAUUGUGAGAAUGAUGAAAACGCCCUUUUAGUGUAAGCGCUGUUUGAAAAGACCGCCUGAAAUUUCAGCCUGUUUUGGUGGGAUGGAGUUAGGGCCUGCAUGAUGACAUCACCAGGCGGUUAAUUAAUUAAUAGACCAAAAAGAGAGUUCCAAACCUCUCUGCCAAUAACAGCUAGUUUUCAGUUGUCCCCUUCCCACUCAGACCACUCCCAGACAGUCCUAGAGAAAUUCUUGCUUGAGAAAUUGCUCUUUGCUAAGAAGCUAUUUUUGUUUCUUUUUGACCAUUUUAAUUAAACAAUCACAGUAAGGGACUUAGUUGUUACCCAGAAAUGAUUUGAUAUUGAGAUAAAAACGGUUGCAUUGGCCCUUUAAUGUCUUUAGACAGGUUCUCCAGAACUACAUGGCUUCCUCCCAAAGGGCACCCUAUUCCCUAUAGCAGUGGUAUUCAAAGUCGGGGUCAACUGCCCUAUAGUAUAGGGAAAAGGGAGCAAUUUGGCGCACACCCUAAUGUGGAGAGGAGAGGAGCAGGCGUGGGGAAUAUCAAUGAGUCAGGGAAGUCUGGAAUGCAUGGUGAGCUAUAGGCUCCCCUAUGCAUCCCAACUACGCUGUCUCUUUCUCUCUCUAAGAAAGCCACAAUAAACCAUGUUUCUAGCCUUCGUCACAUCACCUUCGUGUGUGUGUGUUUUUUUGGUCGUGGUGUGGGUCUCUCCGCUGCUUAUGAAAACUAGCUCACACACAUCCAGUCUGCCUCCUGCCUCUGUCUGGAUAAUGCAUUCCGUAAAGAAGGUUAUUAUUAACAUCUUGUGGUCCACUUCUUGGAUUGUAGUCUGAUCACUGCCAGUUAGCGCAAUGACUGGAAGUCUGUGGGUAGCUACUAGCAUGCUAGCAGAUACUGUACCCAUAGACUUCCAGUCAUUGUGCUAACGCUAGUUACCAUUGACUUGCAAAACGACCUCUUAACUUCCUUCAUACUGGACACAGAUACAUAAAAAUGGUAUCCACAAGUUCCUCUGACUCAUUGCCAAAAUCCCAAAGUAUCCCUUUAAGUGGCUCCUGGCACUGGACAUGGGUCACCCAGCAAGGGCUGGGGCUCAGCUGAGCCAGCUGGUAAAAGGCACCAGUGUUCUGGCCUUGUGGUAUGAAGUAGCCAGAGGCGGGUGGCUGGUUGACCUCUGGAAACCUUUUUUUCAGCUCCUUCCUAUUCAUUUUAUCGACCGCCUAAGGAGGUCAUAUAUAUACUCCAAUUAGACAUAGAUAUAUCAAUGAGACUACACUCCCCUCCACAGUGCAAUUCACCUCUUCCUGAGCUAAAGUAGCUGUUUUGCAAGUCCGAUACAAAAAUCACUUCCAAGAACGGCAAUACAAGUGGGAAGCCUUUCCCCCAGCAGCUCAUAAACUACAUUUGCCAGUAGACACCGGGGUGGUAAAUGUCACUGCCGGUCUGCAGUGUGCCGGGCACUGCAGUGAAUCACUCCUCCGCUCCACAGUAAACCUCAUUGAAAGUGACUGAGGAAUAAUCCCCAGGACUGGUGUGUAGGAGUCGUUCUAGCAUUCUGUAGUCCUUCGGGAGAGGAGGUGGGAGAGCGGGGGUUCUUGUAUGUUCAGUUAUGGUGAAUUUUGCUCCAGGUGCAAAAGUUAACUUUAAAAUGUAUGCUCAGAGUAUUGGGCAGAGUACAUGUUGAAGGUUUAAAUGAGACUUUUAGAAAGUAUCCAGCCAAUUCAUUUAUUAAGUUAAACCAACUUUCUUUUUUUACCUCACUUACUUACUCAGGGCCACGUUCAGCAGGAUGCAGUGGUGUGCAACGCUUAAUUCAACGUAUAUGGUGCUGUUCUGAACAAUCAGUUGAAGAAUGUUGUGAUUAUAAUUGCCCAGAGGGAGAUUUUGUAUGGUGUGCUGCAGAACUUUUGAUUUCAAAAUGGUCACAACCAUAUUGAUCAGGUCACACCCUGCCAAAUCCUCCAAAUGAGAGUAAACGAACCUCGAAGACUGUUGAAGAACGGCGCACACCGUUUUGCGCUCAACUGGGGGCGCGCGUUCAGCAGGACCUAAUGUUUUGGAACGUUCACAUAUAAAUAUGCUUUCUAGAACAAACAUGACUCUCUGACAUGUAGAAUAACGAAUCAUGUUGGCUCCAUUCAUGGAAUUUCUAUCUGCAACGAUUGAUAAUGUUUGGCUACUGAAUGUGGCCCAGGUGUGCCGAAAUGAACCAGUUGUAUAGGUCUGAUGACAUGAAGAUAUUGCCCUCUGCUGGCCAAGUGUAAACAUUACAACACUUUAAUAAUUUUCUGCUCUGGUUUGGUGCUUUAUAGUGCGUGACUGGUGAGGAGAGCAUGUGUGGUGUCACGCUAAAGACAGCAAAGACACUUUUCAUACAGGACUGUUCAACAGAUGGUGAUGCGGUUUAGUUUCUUAACCUCAGGACACUUUAUGAGCCAAUGUUAUUAUCUUUAGCACUGAAUUGAAUUGGCCAUUCUCCUUCAACCAAUUCAAUUAAUCAGUUUUUCCAUUAUUUGGAUGAGAUGUGGAAAGUAACCAAGUAAAAUUAAUUGCACAGCAAUACUUUCUAUAAUAUUAUUGCAUGCGUGUUACAUGCGAAGUUCGCCCCCAAAAUAAUUAGUGUAAUGGUGUGUGCCCUGGUUAGCAACACUGUUUUUGUCGCUUUACCCUGGUGUUAAACUCUCCAUCCGGACCCACUCUUCUUUACCCAUCAACUCCUGCAGCCGUGCGCUGCGCACCCUAUCCUAA